AUGGAUACCUUACUUACUGCAGAAAUCGUGGCCAACUCGCCCCAGUUCCGGCGAAAGUCCUCCAUUUUUGUUGAUGCAAUUCAUGACCUGCCAGAAAAAGCUGAUCUUGCCCCAGCUCAGCUCUAUAGCACUGAGUCUGGCCGGCUUUUCCAUUCUGGCCGGAUCGUGAUCAUCACUGUGGGGUUGCCCGCCAGAGGCAAGACACAUAUCUCGGUGGCAUUAGCACGGUACCUUCGAUGUCCAGUGAGCACUAACAUUUCUGAAAGGCUAGGAGUCAAGACCCGAAUUUUCCAUCUCGGUGACUAUCGUCGUGCUACGAUCCCAUUUGGCGAAGAUAUGCCCGAUGAUUAUUUUUUCGUGAACGCAUCGGCGUCAUCCGUUCUGCUUCGCCAAAAGAUUGUGAGAAAGUGUAGAGAAGAUAUCUAUCACUUCUUGAACCAUGAAAAUGGUCAAAUUGCGAUCUAUGAUGCGGUGAAUCCUCUGGCCUCGGGGCGACGCUCGCUUGCCAAAGAAUUUGCAAAGCAUGACAUCGAGACUCUCUUUAUUGAGUCUUGGUGUGAUGAUGAGCGUAUAAUUGAAGAAAACGUGCGCAGGGUCAAAAUUUCCUCUCCUGAUUACAUUUCAUGGAGCCCCGAGGAUGCUGUCAAACAUUACCUGACUCGCAUCUCAUCCCGGAUCCCCCAAUUUCAAACCAUGGAAGAGAAGGACCUCAAUUAUAUCAAGAUGAUGAAUGCUGGGGAACGGUUGAUUGUGAACAACUGCAGCUUUGGCUACCUUUCUAACCGUAUUGUGUUCUACCUUUUGAAUCUUCAUAUUAAAUCGCGACGAACGUAUUUUGUUCGGGCUGGUGUUUCUCUCGAGGCCGAUUCUUACAAGGCAGAUGCGUCUCUGUCAGACCAGGGCGAGGAAUAUGCGAAGAAGAUGACCGACCGCCUGCUUGAACAUCGAGAAUCAGAAAAGCGUGCUAUCGUUGACCGAGGCGAUGCGGCCUAUGAACUUCGACCGUUGAAGGUCUGGACUUCAACCAGACGUCGAACAGUCGAGACUGCAAAAUACCUUUAUGACAGGGGUUACAAGGUUCGGCAGCGUUCACAGAUGAGCCAGCUCAACCCUGGGGUUUGCGAGAAAAUGUCAGAGAGGCGAAUUCGUGCCGAAUUCCCUGACGAGGUUGCAAAACAUGAACUUGAUCCCUAUCACCACCGGUACCCUCGAGCAGAGUCUUAUCACGACCUUGCUGUUCGCCUUGAGCCGAUCAUCCUUGAAUUGGAGCGAGAGCAGAACGACUUGCUUAUCAUUGCCCACGAAAGUGUUCUGAGAGUCUUGUAUGGCUAUCUCAUGGCCUGUAACGCCGCCGACAUUCCGUUUUUAGAGUUCCCUCGGGAUGAGAUUAUUGAGAUCAUUCCUGAAAGCUAUCAAAAUGAAGCACGCAGAAUUCAUAUUCCUGACCUCCCCGAGGAGAUCAUUCCUGACUCUCCAGAGGACUUGAAAAUACCAGUGCCUCCAAGUGGGGUGGUAUCUCCGAUGUCAGGCCUGGGUAGUCCACAGGAUGGCGGUGCAACUCCCCAGAGCGGUUUUCGCACCCCCAGUGGACUUCGGACUCCGCGCGAGCCUGAGCGGAUCUCCCAGCAACAUGUUGAGGACGUUGUUUAA
This is a messenger RNA of Penicillium macrosclerotiorum, 1650 nucleotides long. RefSeq names its product bifunctional fructose-2,6-bisphosphate 2-phosphatase/6-phosphofructo-2-kinase. The transcript is spliced from 11 exons. Bases 1 to 1650 code for a protein of 549 amino acids. Gene Ontology annotation, cellular component: cytosol. Lineage: Eukaryota; Fungi; Ascomycota; Eurotiomycetes; Eurotiales; Aspergillaceae. Gene Ontology annotation, molecular function: fructose-2,6-bisphosphate 2-phosphatase activity; 6-phosphofructo-2-kinase activity; ATP binding. The record is from RefSeq and is a predicted model, not a curated record. Gene Ontology annotation, biological process: fructose 2,6-bisphosphate metabolic process; fructose metabolic process.